This is a messenger RNA of Cricetulus griseus (Chinese hamster), 2471 nucleotides long. The record is from RefSeq and is a predicted model, not a curated record. Lineage: Eukaryota; Metazoa; Chordata; Mammalia; Rodentia; Cricetidae.
GGAGGCCGGCAGGGAACCGCUCCCCAAGCCACUGACCGCACAACCGCCCUCCCCACCCUCUCCUCCGAGACACCGCCCGGGCCCCGCCUUCCCGGAAUCUGAGGUGUGUGACAGGCUCUCUUGAAGAGGCCACGUACCCUCUUGUAGACUACUAGCCCUGCUCGCCCGCUCAGGACGAUGAACGAACUGAAGACACCCUCUCUCCUCAGGAAGGGACAAGACGGACAGCACUGAACCAGCCCGAGAAAUUUGAGACCUUGGCGACAAGUAGAUUCCCACCUUCUCAUCCCAGCUCCCUCCCGCCCAGGAUGGGGGCGCUGAGCUCCCAGGGAAAGUGCAGAAGUUGGCCAGCCUGCUAUUUCUGGACCGGGUGGAGGAACCGCAGAAAGGUCCCACCUCCUCUCAGCCCCCGCCCGGUUCCCUCGGGGACUGCGGUCACAUUACACAGCCCGGAGCUUCAAUAAUGCAUGGGCUUACCUGCUCGCCAAGUCCCUGAGGCCCAAGGGCUUCUCUGGGCGUGUUCGGGUCUCAGGAAGCCUGGUGUGCGGGAGCCUACGUUGGGCGAUGCGAGGAUUUUGGUUUUGCUUUUUCUUUUCUUUUUUUUUUUUUUAAUGAAACGUGGAAAGUCAGACAAGAUCCGAAAAAGGGGGAGGGGGGGAAGAAGAAGAAGAAAAAAAAAGAAAGAAAAGAGCUUGACACCCGAUUGGAAACGCCCCCUGACUUGUGCAAUCUUCCUGCCCUGUAGUUCCGCCAAAAACAAAACAGUCCAAACGCUAGCCAGGGGCAGGCGCGCGCUGGAGUUUUCCGUUUGCAGGAAUGACUCGAAAGAAAAGGGGCACCACUCGCCGAGGUCGCCUGAUCGGCUGAGGGAACCCGCGGCUCCUCCUUGGCCCUGGGCGGGAGAAAUCCCGCGCCCGGCGCUGCCGGCUCCCCUCCUCCGGGGAAGGGCGACUCCACAACUUUGUGCGCGAGAGCAGCUCGCGGAUCCGACUCCUCCUCCCGGUCCUCCCCCGCCGCCGCCGGCCCCUUUGUUGGAGAGCGAGGGUGGGGCGCUGCUUGGUCAGCCCGCCACCCCGGGAAGGGGGCUCGCGUCUCCGGCAGGGUUAGCCCAGCCCAGGAGCCGUGAAUCCCGCAGGUCGGAGCCGCCUCCCGCUCCCGCCGCCUUGGCGCUCGUGCGCCCUCGGCACCCCGGCCCUAGCAACUUUGUUCCGGGAGAGAUCAGUCCCUCUCGGCUCCCGGAUCGGCCCUGCCCCUGCCUAGGAAGCCACCGCCGGCCGGGCUCUCAGAACGUGGCGCCUCGGGUCACCUGACCGCGCGCCCGGUCAAUCAGCGUUAGCCCUAAGCGCCCUCCCAGCCCGCAGUAGCUGGCCCGGUGAGGUGCGCGGUGCGGGAAUCCGGAACCAGUCGUGCGUGCUAAGAGCCAGAAGCUGGAAUAGGCAUUUGGGCGCACGCACCGUGCCCCUUAUUCAAAUUGUGCAAAAAUGUGUGUCACGCCCCCCUAGGCACACUCUGUUAAGGUGUCUUUUCUUUCUUUCUUCUUUUCUUUCUUUUUAGGUAAAUCUGGACCUGCUUGCCAAUUCAUCCCAUCUCAGUUUACUGACGUUGUUGAGCCUGGGGUUCUAAAUUCAAGGAUAUAUUUAUUUUAUGCAAUUGUCUUAGCCUUGUUUAAAUGCUGUGAAAAUAACUCCAGAAAAGAUAAUGGAGGGAUUGGGAAUGUAGCUCAGUUGAUAGAAUGGUUGCUGGGCGUUCGGGAAGCCCCAGGUUUGAUCCACAGCACCACACACUGACCAUUGCUGACACUCACCAUCCCACCUCCUUGGAGGCAGAAGCAGGAGGAUCAGAAGUUCAAGGCCAGCUUCAACAAUAUGGCAAAUUUGAGCCAUCGGCUUCAGUGAUGACAGAAGAUACCUGGGAGAGUCCAUAUGGUAGAAGAGGCAUGGUCCCAGGGCACAGGAGCAGGAGGCUGGUGUGAGUCAAGAACAAUGAACGCAAGUGCUCAAGAUAAUAUGACAAGCAGUGAAGAAGAGAUGCUAAAGCAAACGUCCUCACUUACACGAGGAGGAGCCUAUCUGGAUCCAGAACUGUUCGAAGAUUGCAGAAAACAUUUAGGAAACGAGACUGCUCCACAAGUAAAGGCGAAAUUUGGAGAUCAGCACACAGGCAGCUGUGAAGAUGGUAUUUGCACUGCCACAAACUCCUGGAACUUCCAAAAGCUGGAGAGACAUGCAGCCAGAUACUUCUCCAGCACCUUCAGGGACCAUGGCAAGCAUCUGCACCUUGUUCCAGAUUUUCAGAACUGGGAGAUGAGGCCUUUCCAUCACAAAGCCACGUUGAAGUUCAUCACAGCACAGCAAUUGCAAUCUAAUGCUGGGGGUUUGGGUAGGGGGUGGAGAGUUCUGGAUUUUUGAUGCUGUGUUACACAAAGGUAAUUGAAGUUUUGUUUUUACUUCAGGAUACAAUGAUAAAACCAU